Molecule: messenger RNA, 852 nt
Organism: Cricetulus griseus (Chinese hamster)
Lineage: Eukaryota; Metazoa; Chordata; Mammalia; Rodentia; Cricetidae
Source: RefSeq, a predicted model, not a curated record
AUGAGGUCCUCUUGGGCCCCUUUGGGGCCUCCUGUGAGCCCGGACCGCAUCAUCACCAACUUCCCGAAGUGGUACACACCUGAUGCCUGCCUGCAGCUCAAGGAGCACUUCCACAGCCAGGUCAGCACUGCCUGCCAGCACAGGAACACGGGCACUGUUGGGCUUAAGCUCUCCAAGGUGGUGGUUGUUGGCGAUCUCUACGUGGGAAAGACUAGCCUCAUUCACAGGUUGUGCAAGAAUGUUUUUGACCGAGAUUACAAGGCCACUAUUGGGGUAGACUUUGAGAUCGAGCGCUUUGAGAUUGCGGGGAUUCCCUACAGCCUCCAGAUCUGGGACACAGCUGGGCAGGAGAAGUUCAAGUGUAUUGCAUCUGCCUACUACCGCGGUGCCCAGGUGAUCAUCACAGCCUUUGACCUCUCUGACGUGCAGACGCUGGAGCACACCAGGCAAUGGCUGGAGGAUGCACUGAGGGAGAAUGAGGCAGGCUCUUGCUUCCUUUUCCUCGUGGGAACCAAGAAGGAUCUCCUGUCAGGGGCAGCGUGUGAGCAAGUGGAAGCAGAGGCUGUGCACCUGGCCAAUGAGAUGCAGGCAGAGUACUGGUCUGUGUCAGCCAAAACCGGGGAGAACGUGAAGGCAUUCUUCAGCCGUGUUGCUGCCCUAGCAUUUGAGCAGUCUGUGCUUCAGGACCUAGAGAAGAGACCCAGCACCCAGUCCCAGGUCGGAGAUGGAGAUGGAGACCUAAUCCGAAUAGAGGGACCCAGGACCCAGGAGAACAAGAGGCCACCUGGCCUGGGCUGCUGUUAGCUGAGGCCAGCAUCAGAGCCAUCUACUCCCUGAAUAUGUGUGGGGUGG